AUGGAGGUUUUCAUAAACAAGUGUAGUUCAUGUUCGGUACCUAGAUUCGAUACUAAGCUCAGAUUCACACUCGUUGUUUUCGAGAUUGGAUUGAUAUUGUUAUGCUUUCAAGCUAUUAAUGCUGAAAGCCAUGACCACCAGUUGCAACGGCAAAGUGCAGAAAGGGGAAGUGAAAAUAUUAGAUCACAUUCAUGCAUUCAUGACCAGAUAAUUGAAGAGAGGAAAAGACCCGGUCGCCAGGUGUACUCUGUUACCCCACAGGUUUAUGGUCAGUCUGGUAAUUCAAAACCCCUUCAUCGCAAGGGGAGGGCAUUGCUUGGAAUUUCAGAAUCAUCUUUACAGCAAAAAGAUGUAAAGCAGCCAAUUAGGAUAUUUUUAAAUUAUGAUGCGGUUGGUCACUCACCUGAUAGAGAUUGUCGGAAAGUUGGUGACAUUGUGAAGCUAGGGGAGCCUCCAGUGGCUUCUCUUCCUGGUACUCCUUGCAAUCCCCAUGGUGAUCCUCCAAUUUAUGGUGAUUGCUGGUACAAUUGCACUGUGGAUGAUAUUUCUGGGGAGGACAAAAAACAUCGGCUUCACAAGGCACUUGGGCAGACAGCUGAUUGGUUCAGGAGAGCAUUGGCUGUUGAGCCUGUAAAAGGUAACUUGCGUUUAAGUGGAUACUCUGCAUGUGGGCAAGAUGGAGGCGUACAACUUCCACAUGGAUAUGUCGAAGAGGGUGUUGCUGAUGCGGACUUGGUUCUAUUGGUGACUACAAGACCUACCACUGGCAACACUCUUGCAUGGGCAGUGGCAUGUGAACGUGAUCAAUGGGGCCGUGCAAUUGCUGGACAUGUGAAUGUUGCCCCUCGCCAUUUGACAGCUGAAGCCGAGACUUUACUUUCCGCUACCCUCAUUCAUGAGGUUAUGCAUGUCCUUGGUUUUGAUCCUCAUGCCUUUGCCCAUUUCAGGGAUGACAGAAAGAGAAGGCGCAGUGAGGUCACUGAGCAACUGAUGGAUGAAAAGCUUGGCCGGAUGGUAACACGUGUUGUUCUUCCACGUGUUGUCAUGCACUCACGACAUCAUUAUGGGGCAUUCUCUGAAAAUUUUACUGGUUUAGAACUGGAAGAUGGGGGAGGACGUGGAACAUCAGGGUCACAUUGGGAAAAGAGGCUUCUGAUGAAUGAGAUAAUGACGGGAUCUGUGGAUACAAGAUCAGUAGUUUCAAAAAUGACACUAGCUUUAUUGGAGGAUAGUGGGUGGUACCAGGCUAACUAUAGUAUGGCAGAUUGUCUCGAUUGGGGUCGAAAUCAAGGAACUGAUUUUGUUACUUCCCCUUGCAACCUUUGGAAGGGGGCAUAUCAUUGCAACACUACCCAGUUGUCAGGCUGUACAUACAACAGGGAGGCAGAGGGUUAUUGCCCAAUUGUAAGUUACAGUGGGGAUCUCCCACAGUGGGCUCAGUACUUUCCGCAGGCAAAUAAAGGCGGGCAGUCCUCAUUGGCUGACUACUGUACUUAUUUUGUGGCAUACUCUGAUGGAUCGUGUACAGACACUAACAGUGCUAGAGCGCCAGAUAGAAUGUUAGGUGAAGUGCGAGGGAGUAACUCAAGGUGUAUGGCCUCAUCAUUAGUACGCACUGGUUUCGUCCGGGGUUCAAUGACCCAAGGAAAUGGUUGUUAUCAGCACAGAUGUGUCAAUAACUCUCUUGAGAUUGCUGUGGAUGGUAUUUGGAAAGUGUGUCCAGAAGCUGGAGGACCAAUUCAAUUCCCUGGCUUUAACGGUGAGCUUAUUUGUCCUGCUUACCCCGAGCUUUGUAGUACUGGUUCCGUUUCUGUACCUGGACAAUGCUCCAGUUCUUGUAAUUUUAAUGGAGACUGUGUAGAUGGAAAGUGUCACUGUUUCAUAGGAUUUCAUGGUCACGAUUGCAGUAAACGUUCCUGUCCUGGGAAUUGCAAUGGCCAGGGCAAAUGCCUUUCUAACGGGAUCUGUCAGUGUAAAAAUGGUUACACUGGCAUUGACUGUUCUACUGCUGUUUGCGAUGAACAAUGCAGCCUACAUGGUGGGGUCUGUGACAAUGGAGUUUGUGAAUUCCGUUGCUCAGACUAUGCAGGCUACACAUGCCAGAACAGCUCAACUCUUCUGUCCAGUCUUUCAGUUUGCAAAAAUGUACUGGAGAGUGACAUGUCUGGUCAACACUGUGCACCCAGUGAAUCAAGUAUACUUCAGCAGCUAGAAGAAGUUGUUGUCAUGCCCAACUAUCACCGAUUGUUCCCAGGUGGUGCCCGUAAGUUGUUUAAUAUCUUUGGCAGCAGUUACUGUGAUGCAGCUGCUAAGCGACUAGCCUGCUGGAUCUCUAUCCAAAAGUGUGACAAGGAGGGUGACAACAGGCUCCGGGUAUGCCAUUCAGCAUGCCAGUCCUAUAAUUUAGCUUGUGGAGCAUCACUCGACUGCUUGGACCAAACCCUCUUUAGCAGUGAGGAGGAGGGAGAGGGUCAAUGCACGGGCUCUGGUGAGAUGAAAGUGUCAUGGCUUAAUCGUCUGCGGAGUAGUUUGUUUUCAACUAAUGCUUCGUCCAGAGGAAUGUCUGUAAAAUAUAGGCAGCUGUAG
Dovyalis caffra is the source of this 2586-nucleotide messenger RNA. The record is from the annotation of a GenBank genome assembly. Lineage: Eukaryota; Viridiplantae; Streptophyta; Magnoliopsida; Malpighiales; Salicaceae.